Cyanidioschyzon merolae strain 10D is the source of this 2973-nucleotide messenger RNA. Its product is annotated as similar to alpha-glucosidase. The record is from RefSeq and is a predicted model, not a curated record. Gene Ontology annotation, molecular function: hydrolase activity, hydrolyzing O-glycosyl compounds. Gene Ontology annotation, biological process: carbohydrate metabolic process. The transcript has a single exon. NCBI's taxonomy places the organism in Eukaryota, Rhodophyta, Bangiophyceae, Cyanidiales, Cyanidiaceae. The coding region runs from base 1 to 2973 and encodes 990 amino acids.
AUGAGGGCGUACCAGAGCACGUGGCCCUGCGGGUUCGUCACGGUGCUUCCGGCAGACCCAGAAGCGCGAGCACUAUGCCCGAGUGAGCACUGGCUUCCAUGGAAACACGCCGAAGACGCCCGCUACCAGCAAUUGAUCGUCGAUCUCAUUUCGAAAGAUGAGAGCGUUGUUGUGCUCAUCCUCAUAGAGCGAACACCAGAGCAAACCGCCGAACCAAGCACAAACGCUCCGCUCGAACCGCUCCUGGGUAUCGCCUUGUCGUUGCCGUUACGCCAACCCACUCAAAGCGUGACCCCAAGUCUAACGAGCCUGAAAACAGAACACGAAUCUCGACGAGCAGUGAACGAGCACCUCUCGCGGCUGACGCCACUGGAAACUGGUGCGCUGGACCCAGCACCUGGCUCCUCACCGCAGAAUGUGCUGCAUGUGCAAGGCACUGCACAUGAAGGCCUCUUAGAGUGCCACGUUUGCUACAGCCAGACUAAGGCAUAUGCGCGCCUCCAGCGUGAUGUACUGGUAUGGCGAGUCACUGACUCCCCUGACAACGAAAGGUUUCCCGAAGUUCGGAUUCACUUGCGAGCGGCAGGACGAUGGUACGGCACUGGCCACCUGAUGCAACAGCACUGGCCCAGCUGCGCGGCUUGCCUUGAACUAGGGCCUUUCUAUCCUUUCGAUAAUGGAGUGUGCGGGCUAGGGACCCUCGCUAUUCCCGGCUGGUGUACCACCGGGGGAUUUGCAAUUCUGGUUGACGAGCGUAGGACACCCUAUCUUCAUGUAGGUAUGAAUGCACCACGUGAAACAGAUGCUGCAGCCUCACGUCGUGCCUGGACGGUAGGCCAUGAGAACGCGCUGCGACAGGUACUUCCACUGCGAGACAGACGUUUUCCGCCUCGAGCCUUGGCUGGAUCACACCAGAGCCCGUUACCUCUAGGUGACGACCUGCUCCGCAUCCAGUCACGCUACGGUUACGACUACGAACGUGUCUGGCAUCCAUUAUUGGGUACUCGACUCGGAUACGAAGACGAACUUGUGGUCUAUGUGCAUCUAGUGGUUACUCCUCGGCCAAACGUGCGCGCAGCGCGUGAGGCGCUCCUCGAACGCAUGGGUGCAGCGGCGACGGGGAGACGACUUUUGUCCCCACCUCGAAGCCUGCUCCAGCAUCCUAUUUGGACGACCUGGGCCCGCUUCAAGCAGAACGUAACACAGGAGGAUGUUCUGAGUUUUGCGCAAGAGAUUGCAGCGCGGAACCUGCCGCGCAGUGUGAUGGAAAUCGAUGAUCGUUGGUCCGAAGCCUAUGGUGAUUUUCGCUUCGAUAGGGUCAAGUUUCCGCAACCAGCACAGAUGGUGCAGGCGCUGCAUGCUCUGGGCUUCAAAGUAACGCUUUGGUGCACUGCUUUUAUUGAGGAAAAGAGUCAAGCGUAUCUAGAGGGGCGUUCGAAAGGGUAUCUGGUUGCCGAUGGGGCCCUCUUUCCCUGGUGGCAACCGCAGCCGGUCGCUGCGCUCGAUGUGGCCAAUCCAGAGGCCUGUCGCUGGUUCUUAGAGCGGGCACGAAUCCUACGUGCUGAGACCGGGGUUGACGGGUUCAAGUUUGAUUCAGGAGAGCCGUGUUGGUUACCCCGGCAGCUCGAGGCGUACACCCAGCUCGCAUAUCCCGGUCAGUAUACGGACUGGUGGCUGCAGCGUGUUGUUCUGCCACUCAUUCUUGGAACAGAGGCGCCGCAGGUCACUGGUACAGAUCACAGGAUAGGCAUGGAGGCGAGUGCAUCGCUUCCUGUGACCAGGAUGGAUGCUGGAAGCGUAGCAGCAUCCGAUGCAUUUCGCGCGACUCGAGAAACCCCUUACCUCAUUCGGAAAGCAGCAACUCGCGAAGCACAGCCCGAGACAGAGAGCCCGCGCUUCUCGGUAGAAGCCGAAGCGCGAACAAACUCAGGAGUUGCCGCCCAUGCCGUACUGUCUGCGACAACCUUGGACGACGCAGAGCAGGUGCCUGUUGCUCCCGCCGAGGCUCGCGCAGCGACAGCCACUGGACUCGCGGCGGGUGCCCAGCCAGCCCAGUGGAUCCCUUGUCUGUACCGCAUGUUCGAUCGUUUCUCCCAUGACGGGAUCGACAACGGGCUAGCGUCGGUGAUCCCCACCAUGCUUACCAGUGGUGUGUUGGGAUUUUGCUUCGUUCUCCCAGAUAUGGUCGGUGGUAACGAGUACGAUCAAGUGCAGGCUGGCGCUGAUCUCAUGAUGCGUUGGCUCUACGCGAAUGCGCUGAUGCCCUCCAUCCAGUUAUCACUGCCGCCCUGGAAAUAUGGAGCAAGCGUUGAGGCAGCGCUUGUUGAGGCUCUUGCUGUUCGGAAGCAUAUCCUCGAGGAUAGCGGCCUUUUGGAGGCGCUCGUGCGUUCGGCUUGUGAAGAGGGAGCCCCCCUUGCACGGCCAAUGUGGUGGCUCUGUCCUCAGCUCGCUAUCUCGUGGGAUAUCGAUGAUCAGUUUAUGCUGGGCGAUGACGUGUUGGUAGCGCCAAUGCUGACACCGCUGAGUGCGGUAUACACCAGUGCAGCGAUCGAUGCUCUGAAUGCAGACCAAGAUACCCACGUACCCGGGGUGACGCAUCCACUCGGGCCGACGCCGUCGACUACCGCUACGCACACACUUGAGCGCGUGCCGCAACAAGUGCCUCCGAGCAAGUCGCCGCGUUCCUCAUCCUGUACGCCAAAUAUGACAGAUUCACGUUCCCUGCAGCCUCGGCAACGUCAGGUCUGGUUGCCCCCUGGUAACUGGUGUGCCUAUCACCCCAGCAGCAGUAUCGGCGCAGUGCGGCUUGCUACGCCUGCUCCAGCACCGCUGACGGGUCCCUGCACGAUCACAACGACAAGCGUUCUCCCGGUUUACGUGCGAGUCGGAUCCGCCGUAGCGCGUUUCGUUUUCGCUGAUGCUGAAGAAGCGGCGGCUCACCUGGUCGAAAGUCAUGGUAUCAACGACGCCUGA